Messenger RNA from Nematolebias whitei (Rio pearlfish), 510 nucleotides. RefSeq names its product phospholipase A2-like. Gene Ontology annotation, biological process: lipid catabolic process; phospholipid metabolic process; arachidonate secretion. Lineage: Eukaryota; Metazoa; Chordata; Actinopteri; Cyprinodontiformes; Rivulidae. The transcript has 4 exons. The record is from RefSeq and is a predicted model, not a curated record. Gene Ontology annotation, molecular function: phospholipid binding; calcium ion binding. Bases 88 to 510 code for a protein of 140 amino acids.
UCAUCCUCUCAAGGUCUUUAAACGGUAGAAGAGUGGAGAAAAAGCAUCACCCUCGUCUUCCUCACUCACAUCUUCCUGACGGUAGCCAUGAAUGGACCAGCUAUCCUGCUGCUCCUCAGUGCCUGUGUGGUCAGUGGGUCAGCUGAAACCAGAGCUCUUUGGCAGCUUGCAACAAUGAUUGUUUGUACUCAGCCAGAUGUUGAGCCAUUGAAAUACAGUGAUUACGGCUGCUAUUGUGGCUUCGGAGGAGGGGGAACUCCAGUGGAUGAAGUGGACAAGUGCUGUCAAAUUCAUGAUGAUUGCUAUGGAACAUACCAAACGACUCCAGGAUGUACGUCUAUAUUUUUCAGUCCCUACAUUCUUGCUUAUCAAUACAGCUGUUCUGAUAUACAGGUGACAUGCUCAGAGGCCAACGAGAAGUGUCAGGCUGCUGUGUGUAAAUGUGACCGUGCAGUGGCUCAGUGCCUCGCUCAGAACGCCAAACUCUACAAUCCUGCAAAAAAAGCCUGA